AUGCGUGCAUGCACGUCGCGUUUCGCUUUGCCUGGAUUUUAUCGAUUCCAGUCGAAGCCCACGCCUGUCUGCCAGCCCCCUUUUUUUUGUCUUUCUGUCUCCCUGUCUUGUAUCUGUAUGCCUUCCCUUCCUUGUCGAGGACGCUUCCUUUCCCAUUUUAAGCCCCUAACACUGGCUGGAAGAAAGAGCGGGGACGGACGAAACCCUUCUGGACGUGCAGGAAGCAGGCCCCUGCUGCAAGGGGCGUUUGUAUUUGCCCUGAUUUUCUUUUCAUCGCUCUCUCAUAAAUCUUAUUCUUAUUCUGAUUUUCUCACCAAUCCUCUCUCUCUCCUCUCUCUCUCUCUCUCUCUCUCUCUCUCUCUCUCUCUCUCUCUCAGACUUCUGAUUUUAGUUUUCAUCUCCCUCGCAUUCUGGUUUUCUCAACAUACUUUCUAUCAUUGUCACUUUCACCUCCUCUCUACGUCAUUCGGACUUUAUCUUCAUCCCCUCUCUCUCUCUCUCUCUCUCUCUCUCUCUCUCUCUCUCUCAUAUUCUGACUUUCAACAACGUCACUCUUGGGAUGUUCUCUAA
Acanthosepion pharaonis is the source of this 570-nucleotide messenger RNA. The record is from the annotation of a GenBank genome assembly. Lineage: Eukaryota; Metazoa; Mollusca; Cephalopoda; Sepiida; Sepiidae.